This is a messenger RNA of Phragmites australis (common reed), 2027 nucleotides long. RefSeq names its product glucomannan 4-beta-mannosyltransferase 1. Gene Ontology annotation, cellular component: Golgi apparatus. The transcript has 9 exons. Gene Ontology annotation, molecular function: mannan synthase activity. The record is from RefSeq and is a predicted model, not a curated record. Bases 112 to 1674 code for a protein of 520 amino acids. Lineage: Eukaryota; Viridiplantae; Streptophyta; Magnoliopsida; Poales; Poaceae.
ACACUCCGCAGCCUGCGCCCCAACACCCACACCUCAGCCCGCUAGCUACCCACCCCACGCCGGCGGCCGCCCGCCCGCGCGCGCUGCAUUGCCCUUGCCCGCUCUCACCCAAUGGACGCGGCGGCGGCGCUGCCGGAGGCGUGGUCGCAGGUGCGGGCGCCGGUGAUCGUGCCGCUGCUGCGGCUGGCGGUGGCGGUGUGCCUGACCAUGUCCGUGCUGCUCUUCCUGGAGCGGCUGUACAUGGCCGUGGUCAUCGCCGGGGUGCGCCUGCUGGGGCGCCGCCCCGAGCGCCGGUACCGCUGCGACCCCGUCCCCGAGGACGACCCCGAGCUCGGCCCCGCCGCGUUCCCCUCCGUGCUCGUCCAGAUCCCCAUGUUCAACGAGCGCGAGGUGUACCAGCUCUCGAUCGGGGCGGUGUGCGGGCUGUCGUGGCCGGCGGAGCGGCUGGUGGUGCAGGUGCUGGACGACUCCACGGACCCGGUGAUUAAGGAAAUGGUGCGGCUGGAGUGCGAGCGGUGGGCGAGGAAGGGGAUCAACAUCACGUACCAGAUCCGGGAGGACCGGCAGGGGUACAAGGCCGGCGCGCUCAAGGCGGGCAUGAAGCACGCGUACGUGCGCGGGUGCGAGUUCGUGGCCAUGUUCGACGCCGACUUCCAGCCGGAGCCCGACUUCCUGAAGCGCACCAUCCCGUACCUCGUCCACAACCCGGAGAUCGCGCUCGUCCAGGCGCGAUGGAGGUUCGUGAACGCAGACGAGUGCCUGAUGACGAGGAUGCAGGAGAUGUCCCUGGAUUACCACUUCACGGUGGAGCAAGAAGUCAGCUCCUCCGUCUGCGCCUUCUUCGGCUUCAACGGGACUGCCGGCGUGUGGCGCAUUUCUGCGGUGAACGAGGCGGGAGGGUGGAAGGACCGGACCACGGUGGAGGACAUGGAUCUCGCCAUCCGGGCGAGCCUCAAGGGGUGGAAGUUUGUCUACCUGGGUGAUGUUCAGGUGAAAAGUGAGCUGCCGAGCACUUUCAAGGCUUUCCGGUUUCAGCAACACCGGUGGUCGUGUGGGCCGGCAAACCUGUUCAGGAAGAUGCUGAUGGAGAUUGUGACAAAUAAGAAAGUGACAAUCUGGAAGAAGAUCCAUGUCAUCUACAACUUCUUCCUGAUACGCAAGAUCGUGGCACAUAUUAUAACCUUCACGUUCUACUGCCUAAUUAUCCCAGCAACGAUCUUUGUCCCCGAGGUCCGGAUACCGAAGUGGGGCUGUGUCUACAUUCCCUCAUGCAUCACCCUCCUCAAUGCUGUUGGAACUCCCAGGUCUUUUCACUUGCUUUUCUUCUGGGUCGCCUUUGAGAACGUCAUGUCACUGCACAGAACCAAGGCCACAUUGAUCGGCUUGUUAGAGGCUGGCAGGGCCAACGAAUGGGUCGUCACAGAGAAGCUCGGCAACGCUCUGAAGAUGAAAUCGUCUAGUAAAGCGAACAAGAGACAGUUCAUGAAACAGUUUAUGAGGAUAUGGGAGAGGCUACACGUUACGGAGCUCGGCGUGGGAGCCUUCCUCUUCUCCUGCGGAUGCUAUGAUGUUGCGUAUGGGAAGGACCAUUUCUUCAUAUACCUCUUCUUUCAGUCAAUCGCUUUCUUCAUUGUCGGUAUCGGCUACAUUGGCACAAUCGUCCCGCAGUCAUAACAGAAGCAUGUUCAGAUCGUCCGCCUCUGAUUUUCGCAAUGUCUUCAGCAAGUUUCGUAGUGGACAACCAGUUUGAAGUAAAGAUCACACGGUCCUCACUUUCUGUGUCUUUUUGAGGACUGAUCAUGUAGCCUUCUGUUGUAUGUACUACUGUAAAAUAGAAGUGCAGUGUGGUAAGAUCACUGCAGGAAAUGGACAGGAAUGUUUUGGUGUUUUUGCUUAUAUAUAGCAAGUAUGUGCUGUGUUUUAAGGGGUGCAGGAUGACUGCUUCCAAUGUACUAGUAACAUACAGAAAAAGAGGUUCAGACAUGUUUUGAGCAAAAUCAAGUGUUCAGCCUUCUCUUGGUUUUUUA